AUGCAUAUGUUAUUUAAAAAAACAAAAAUAAAACCCAAAUCCAAUCCUUCAGACAACCAUUUCCCCUUCCUCCUUUCUCAAUCCCUAAUCUCCCGUCAUUUCACCCAAUUUCGCCGCGUCAAUCUCUUGGUUAGCGUCGAGUUCGCCGUCGACGAGGAAGCCUUGCCACCGUUUCAUCAAUUCCUUCGCUUUUUACGGUUCUCUCCAUCUGUCUCUCUCUUUCUCUCUUGCUCUCUCUCACUUUCUUCUAUUAGUUGCAGGGGCAAUUUGGUUGCUAUUCAUGCUGGAAACAGGGGCUAUCCUCCGAAUAAGGUUGUCUGUACUGAAGGACCCGACAAAGUCAGAGAAUUAAUUGCCAUAGGCGCUUCAUUUGAUCAUGGAGAAGAUGGUAACUUGCAUCUAGUGAGGGAAGGGGGUCAUUCACAUUGUCGAAUUGUUCAUGCUGCUGAUAUGACUGGAAAAGAAAUUGAAAGGGCUCUGCUAAAGUCAGUUGUUAAUCCUAAUAUUUUUGUGUUUGAACACCAUUUGGCUAUAAAUCUUCUCACUUGUCAGGAUGGAUCUGAUAUCACUUGUGUUGGUAUUGACACUCUGAAUACUGAAACAUUAGAGGUGGUAAGAUUCCUUUCAAAUGUGACUUUGCUUGCAUCUGGUGGAGCUGGACAUAUUUAUCCCAAAACUACAAAUCCUCUGGUGGCUACCGGAGAUGGAAUUGCCAUGGCACACCGAGCUCAAGCUGUGAUUUCAAACAUGGAGUAAGUAGAUGAAGGCAAAAGGAUACAUAACUUAUGCAUCACAAAAUCUCUUGAAGGCAAAAGGAACUACAUAUUAAGUUAUAGUGUUGGGUUUUAAAUUGCAGCAUGAGUAUUUAUGUGUAAUUUGUUUGUAUUUGUAAACAUGUUGUAAAAGCAUGUAUAUGAAUGAAUUAGAUUGACUGAUUUGUUGACAUUAAAUUCUUGAAAUUAGAUUGGCUGUUUUGGGAAA
Messenger RNA from Arachis duranensis, 981 nucleotides. Its product is annotated as L-aspartate oxidase, chloroplastic. The record is from RefSeq and is a predicted model, not a curated record. The transcript has 6 exons. Gene Ontology annotation, molecular function: L-aspartate oxidase activity. The coding region runs from base 1 to 756 and encodes 251 amino acids. Lineage: Eukaryota; Viridiplantae; Streptophyta; Magnoliopsida; Fabales; Fabaceae. Gene Ontology annotation, biological process: NAD+ biosynthetic process.